CGGCGGCGAGAGGCCUUCCCUUUCUCCAAGCUCCCUCAGCGAGGCGCGCAAGGUGCUGUGUCCUUCAGCAGAAGCUAAGGCCGAUUUCCCAGCCGGCGACUAGCACCGCGCACCGACUGCCCGCCAUGGCCUCCGUCUCCGAGCUCGCCUGCAUCUACUCCGCCCUCAUCCUGCACGACGACGAAGUCACCGUCACGGAGGACAAAAUCAAUGCCCUAAUCAAAGCAGCCGGAGUGAAUGUUGAACCUUUCUGGCCUGGACUAUUCGCAAAGGCCUUGGCCAACGUUGACAUUGGAAGUCUCAUCUGUAAUGUAGGAGUUGGCGGUGGUGCUCCAGCGGCUUCAGCCCCAGCCGGUGGAGGGGCUCCUGCUGGUGCUGCUGCUCCCGCUGAGGAGAAGAAAGAGGAAGAAAAGAAAGAAGAGUCAGAAGAAUCCGAUGAUGACAUGGGCUUUGGUCUCUUUGACUAAGCAGACUUUUUGUACUCUUUGCUAAUAAAGAUACAAAAGCAUGUAAA
Podarcis raffonei (Aeolian wall lizard) is the source of this 514-nucleotide messenger RNA. Its product is annotated as 60S acidic ribosomal protein P1-like. The transcript has 4 exons. Gene Ontology annotation, cellular component: ribosome; cytosolic large ribosomal subunit. The record is from RefSeq and is a predicted model, not a curated record. Gene Ontology annotation, biological process: cytoplasmic translation; translational elongation. Bases 126 to 467 code for a protein of 113 amino acids. Gene Ontology annotation, molecular function: ribonucleoprotein complex binding; structural constituent of ribosome; protein kinase activator activity. Lineage: Eukaryota; Metazoa; Chordata; Lepidosauria; Squamata; Lacertidae.